CGAUCGCUUUAGCUUUAGCUAGGCUAGUGCAAGAAAGCGAGCGCUUUAGCUAGGCUAGCUAGUUUAGUGCAAGAAAGCGGUCGCUUUAGCUAGGCUAGCUAGGGCAGCCAUGGCUUCGACGGGCGACAACGAGGAGGAGUACCACAGCAGCCCCGAGGAGGCGGAGGAGGGCGGCGGCGACGACGUCGAUCGGAUGAGCUUCCGGUCCGCCUCCAACGAAAGCGACAAUGACGCCGGCGCCGACGAUGAUUGCACGUAUGGCGACAGCGACAGCAACGAUGAUUGCACGUAUGGCGACAGCGACAGCGACGAUGGCCUGUAUGAUGAAUACGAGGAGGAGGGGCUGGAGGAGGUUGACGAUGAAGGCGGCAUCCUGGACGAGAUGCGGUUCACGGCGACGCAGUACGCCGUGCUCACCAUGGACGAGUUGCGCGCGCGGCAGGAGGAGCACACGGCGCGGGUGGCCGACCUGAUCGCGCUCCCGCCGGCGCUCGCGGCCGCCGUGCUCCGGCACUUCAAGUGGAGCGCCCAGGGCGUGUGGGAGCGGUGGUUCUCGGACGAGCGCAAGGUCCGCAACGCCGUCGGCCUGCGCGAGGACGGCAGCGCCCUCUCCAUGGCCGUCAACGACGCAACCCUCACCUGCUACAUCUGCUUCGAAGUGCAAGGCCCCGGCGAGAUGCGGUCCGCCGGGUGCGCCCACUUCUACUGCCGCGGGUGCUGGAGCGGCUACGUGCGCACGGCCGUCGGGGACGGCGUCCGCUGCCUGUCGAUCCGGUGCCCGGACAUGGCCUGCUCCGCAGCCGUGGUGCGUGACCUGGUCGACGACGUGGCCGACGCCAAGGACGCGAAACGGUACGGCGAGUUCCUGGUCCGGUCUUACGUGGAGGAGAGCAAGAGGCUCCGGUGGUGCCCGGCGGCUGGGUGCGACCGGGCCGUGGAGUUCGACGGCGAGAAGUGCACGGUGCAGCUGGACGCGUGGUGCGCGUGCGGGCACGGCUUCUGCCUGGCCUGCGGCGAGGAGGCGCACCGCCCGGUCUCGUGCGACACGGUGCGGGUGUGGAUGGAGAAGAACCGCUCCGACUCGGAGACGGCGCAGUGGGUCCUGGCCAACACGAAGCACUGCCCGGAGUGCCGCCGCCCCAUCGAGAAGAACCACGGGUGCAUGCACAUGACGUGCUCGCCGCCGUGCAAGCACCAGUUCUGCUGGCUCUGCCUGGGCCCCUGGGAGAAGCACGACGGCGGCAACUUCUAUAACUGCAACCGCUACAACGAGGCCUGGGCGGAGGGAAAGUACACGGAGGAGGAGCUCCGGCGGUCGCAGGCCAAGGUGUCCGUCGACCGCUACCUGCACUACUACGAACGCUGGGCCGCGCACGAGCGGUCUCGGCAGAAGGCGCUUGAGGACGUGGCGGCGCUCGGCAAGGACGGAUCGCAGAGGGAGGCUGUCGCCGCCGCGUUCGGGGUGGUGGAGACGGAGCUCGACUUCCUGGAGGAGGCGUUCCGGCAGGUGGCCGAGUGCCGGCGGAUGCUGCGGUGGACCUAUGCCUUCGGCUACAACCUGGACGACCCGGCCAAGCGCGACCUGUUCGAGGACCUGCAGAGCCAGGCCGACAAGUCGCUGGAGCUCCUGCACGAGUGCGCCGAGAAGGACAGGAAGGACCUCGUCGCCGAGGCGGCCGGCGUCCGCGGCGCGGUGGCGGACAAGUACUUGGAGUUCAGGCCCAAGCUGUCGAGCCUGACGGCCGUGGCGAGGAACCACUUCGAGAACAUGGCCAGGGCGUUCCGGGACGGCCUGGCCGAGGUCGAGGUCGACCCGGCCGUAGCCGCCCGCCGGGCUGCGGCCGUCCCUCCUCCGCUGCCGAAAGACGACGACGACGACCACCGCUUCGACGAUCUGCGGAUGUGAAUCGUAGAUUGAUCAAUACAUGCAGCACCUGUAAUCGGCUCAACCGAUCGUACUCGCUGGGAUUUACACCAUCGAACUGCAUGCAGUUGUAAACAUUUUUUAUUAUUUAAUAGUAG
This is a messenger RNA of Hordeum vulgare subsp. vulgare (domesticated barley), 2022 nucleotides long. Its product is annotated as probable E3 ubiquitin-protein ligase ARI5. Gene Ontology annotation, molecular function: zinc ion binding; ubiquitin protein ligase activity; ubiquitin conjugating enzyme binding. The coding region runs from base 110 to 1906 and encodes 598 amino acids. The record is from RefSeq and is a predicted model, not a curated record. Gene Ontology annotation, cellular component: ubiquitin ligase complex; cytoplasm. Lineage: Eukaryota; Viridiplantae; Streptophyta; Magnoliopsida; Poales; Poaceae. Gene Ontology annotation, biological process: ubiquitin-dependent protein catabolic process; protein polyubiquitination; positive regulation of proteasomal ubiquitin-dependent protein catabolic process. The transcript has a single exon.